Molecule: messenger RNA, 1212 nt
Organism: Polychytrium aggregatum
Lineage: Eukaryota; Fungi; Chytridiomycota; Chytridiomycetes; Polychytriales
Product: ubiquitin carboxyl-terminal hydrolase
Exons: 11
Coding region: 137-1057 (306 amino acids)
Biological process (GO): protein deubiquitination; ubiquitin-dependent protein catabolic process
Cellular component (GO): cytoplasm
Molecular function (GO): cysteine-type deubiquitinase activity
Source: RefSeq, a predicted model, not a curated record
GGCUGGCCCAGUUCCCAGUGCGGCCACUUGAGCCUGGUCUGGCCCCAGCGACCGCCAACCCUGGUUCUCCCCCGAUCUCAUCACCAAACAGAAUUGCUCCGACUGCGACAGCCGCUGCCGCCAACAACACUGCAUCAUGGAAUCUGGAAACUGGACUUUGAUUGAAAGCGAUCCCGGUGUAUUCACAGAGCUGAUCGAGGGCUUUGGCGUGCCGAACUGCCAAGUCGAGGAGAUCUUUGAUCUGGAGCAGCUGGAUGAUAUCAAACCUGUCUAUGGGCUCAUCUUUCUGUUCAAGUAUCAGCGAACACCGCCCACGGGCACUCUCGAUCCCUCCGAGUCGGUGUUUUUCGCUCAGCAGGUUAUCAACAACGCAUGCGCAACGCAAGCCAUCCUGUCGAUCCUCAUGAAUAGUCCCAUCGAGCUUGGACCAAUGCUCUCCGAGUUCAAGACCUUCACGAGCGAGUUUCCGCCCGAUCUCAAGGGAUUGGCCAUUUCCAACUCGGACCAAAUCCGAACGGUUCACAACAGCUUUGCUCGGGCCGACCCUUUCAUUCUCGACCAGUCGCAUCAGCAAGACGACGACGAGGAUGUUUUCCACUUCAUCUCGUAUCUGCACAUCCACGGCUGUCUCUACGAGCUGGAUGGCCUCCAACCCGCGCCGAUCAACCAUGGACCAUGCACCGAAGGAACGUGGACUGACGCCGUCAAGCCGAUCAUCCAGUCGCGCAUCGCCCGGUACUCGAGCCAAGAGAUCCGCUUCAAUUUGAUGGCCCUCAUCAAGUCACGCACCCAGGUCUACCAACAGCAGCUCGAGACGAUCCAGGAACAGCUGGACAGUGCCGAUGUCGAUAGCGAGGUCAAGGAGCUUCUUGGAGCCGAGAGGCACGACCUGGAAGCUCGCCUGCAGAGCGAGACCGCCAAGCGGAGCCGAUGGCGAAAGGAGAACGAGCGAAGGCGGUUCAACUAUAUUGGCUUUACAUUUGGGCUGAUCGAGGAGCUUGCCAAAAGCAAUCGAUUAGGCGAGAUUCUCGGCCGCCAAACAAAAGAAGCCAUCUGAGCGAGCCUCUCCCAACGAUAACGAGGGUCGGGGGCCCAGAGGAUCGGCGCGAUGAUGGCGACGAUGAUGGUGAAAGCGAUACAGCGGAUAUGCGAUCUGGCGUCUGCGGUUGCGGUUGCGGGCGAUAUCCAAGAUGCCUGUGCUGUUGGACGAUC